This is a messenger RNA of Acanthochromis polyacanthus (spiny chromis), 3966 nucleotides long. Its product is annotated as adhesion G-protein coupled receptor F1-like. Lineage: Eukaryota; Metazoa; Chordata; Actinopteri; Pomacentridae. The record is from RefSeq and is a predicted model, not a curated record. Gene Ontology annotation, cellular component: membrane. Gene Ontology annotation, biological process: G protein-coupled receptor signaling pathway; cell surface receptor signaling pathway. Gene Ontology annotation, molecular function: G protein-coupled receptor activity.
CUGAAGAAGCCAACUGCAUCCAGUAUAAUUAUACAAUGCAAAACUGCAACAGAUCACAGACAAGAGAAGAAAUUUUCACAUGUAGGGUUAAUGAACUAGAGGGCUAUGACCAGACAACAACACUGACUGUUUUCAUCCAACCUGCUGAAUGUAACGACACUCAAUAUGGGACUGGACGAGAAGAUGACACAGUGAGCGCAAGGUGUGAUGCAGGUCAAGAAGGGGAAAAGACUGCACGAUGUCAGAACGGACAGUGGAGACUUGUGCAAGACACAUGCAUUGUAGUACAAAUCAAGUUGUUAUUAAUUGAGUCGCAGGACCUGGUUGUGGAAACAGUGCCAGAAUUUGUUGGGAAUCUUAGUAAAGCCGUCAUGACAGACGCAGCACAAAUUUCCAAUUCAUCUGCUACAAUAUCCGCUAUUGUUGACAUCAUAAAUAACGUUGCAAAUGUAACCAUUGUUGUCAGUGAUGACAUCAUGGAGGGUGUACUAGAAACCAUUGAUGUCAUCAUUGGUGACGAUUCAAGAGAGUCCUGGUCGUUUCUGAAUUCAAAUCAAACCAGCAAUGUCAGCUCAGAACUGUUGGGUUCACUGGAGACGCUUUCCAAUGGACUGAAUGGGACAUUGACAAUCGAGACUCAACGGAUCCAACUCAACAGAACUGUAUUCAAUGAUUCUUUCAAUGCAAUGCUGAACUCCAGCGUUGCCAUAAAUAUUCCAAAUACCAACUUUUCCAAUGUGUUCAUCACCACUAUCAUUCUGUCCACGCUUAAUAAUGUUAUGCCAGCAAGGGACUCUACAUUUAAUGUCAGCCUCUUCAAUGCUACCACCAAUGAGACUGUCCCUGACAAUGCCAUCAAUGCUGCUGUGUUGCUUGUACAAAUAAGUGAAACAAUUUCAAACGUCACCCUGAGCUACAACAAGCUAAACGAAUCCCUGUCACUGCACCCACAGUGUGUCUUCUGGAAUUUUACACUUUUUGAUGACCUCGGUGCUUAUGAUGAGGGAUGUACAUUUGUUUCUGAUAUAAACAAUACGGUAACCUGCAGCUGCAACCAUCUGACAUCUUUCUCAAUUCUGAUGGCAACUAACAUCCCUCCAUCGAUAAGAUUCGCCUUGGAUUUGAUCACUUAUAUUGGAGUUGGGAUAUCUCUGGCAAGCUUAGUUAUAUGUCUUAUUAUUGAAGGGUACGUUUGGAAGGACAUCACCAGAAACAGCACUGCCUUCAUGCGUCACGUGUCCAUCAUUAACACCGCCCUGUCUCUGCUGAUCGCUGACAUCUGUUUCAUUAUUGGUGCUUCUUUCGCUAAGAACCCCCUCGAAGAUGCUGGAGAUGACUACACAGUUCCAGUUGGACCAUGUAGCACGGCAACAUUUUUCAUGCACUUUUUCUACCUUGCUCUGUUCUUUUGGAUGCUUGUGUCAGGCCUGCUGCUCUUUUACAGGAUAGUCAUGGUCUUUUCCCACAUCAAGUCAACCAUGUUGGCCAUCGGCUUCACUUUGGGUUACGGCUGCCCUCUGAUUAUAGCUGUUAUUACUGUUGCCGUCACAGCACCAGGAAAUGGAUAUAUAAGGGAAGACAAUGCUUGUUGGCUCAACUGGUUUGAGACAAAAGCCCUGUUGGCCAUGGUGAUACCUGCCUUGACCAUAGUUUUCAUUAAUAUUUUGAUCGUAAUCGUGGUCUUGUUCAAAAUGCUGAGAAGGGGUAUGGGAGACGCUGCCCAAACAGAUGAAAAACAUACCAUGGUGGUCAUUAUAAGAUGUGUGGCCAUCUUGACUCCUUUGUUUGGACUCACCUGGUCUUUGGGAGUGGGAACCAUGAUAUCGUCAACAGAUGUUGGAAUCCAUAUUGCCUUUGCAUUCUUCAAUUCGUUACAGGGUUUCUUCAUUCUUGUGUUUGGAACAUUAAUGGAUUCAAAGAUCCGUGCUAUUCUCUCAAGAAGCACCUCUACACCAGCCUCUGGCUCUAAUCAAACAAGGAGCACAAGUGGUGGCAUUUCCUCUUUCGGUGGGAUGAAUUUGAUAAACCGACUCCGUGGAAGAAGAGAUGUCUACCGUGUUUCAAAUGCUGCAAACUCCAGCAGCAACAACAGCGGUGUAUCAGACACAUUUAUUAGCGUACAUGAGUAGUGGCUCAGUAAUGAGUCAUUAAUUCUGCUAUAAAAACAGUCCAAAAGAAGGAAAACAAGUGUAAUAUAUCUGAAAUGUAAAGUACAGUCAAACAAUCGUGUGAAUGAAACUGUUAAAUAGCAUUUUUAAGAGCUGCCACUUGAAGCAGUGUUUUGUAACACUAAUGUUGGAACAAUGGCCAGAAUAGUUAGUAAAGAGCCUGUUAGAAGGUUACAACUUGUAAAAACUAUUGUCUGACUGCAGUUUCAUGACCGCAUGUUAGCAUGACUGUACCUUUAAACAGAAGCAGAUCAGGCUUUGCUGAAGAAGCUGACGAUUGAACAAAGUACAACUCAACAUCUUGUGUAAAGUGUUACUACUACUGUUUAAAAACAAAGUCUUUAUGGUAUACUUUUAAAUUGUGUUGCAUCAAUAAAUCUUGUUUUAUUUAAUACCAUUGUACUGGUUAAGUGUAGUGUGUGUAGCAAGAUUGUUGCAGAAUUAGCCUCCUACUGCUCCAAACAAUGUAGAUCAAAAUGUAGGCUGCAACAUACCUAAUAGUAGAAACUACAUUUUAUGAUUUAAAUGUCACUCGUUAAUUUAGGGUUUCUAAAUGUUCUCAGCUUGUCUGAGAAAAUUAUCAAUUUAGACUAAGUCCCAAAGAGACUUUGAUGAAAAAGAACUUUAUCAGUCCCAUUAUGGAAGUCAUAAACUCUGAUUUCAUUGACCUCUAGUUCCCAAAACAAAGAAAUGAUAGAACUGCUGAUAAUUAAGUCCAAACAUGUAUUAACUACUACGACAAACAAACAAUAAGCAACAAAAGAAAGUGAAUAAAUGAUUGAAUAAAUGCAGAUAAACUAGUAAACUGUGAUCUUCACUGGAAGCAGAUGAUAGAAAAGGUGAUGAAUUUAGAAUUACUUUGAAAAUUGGAAAACCAAUUGUAAUUUAUAAAAUCACCCAUUUCGCAGAAGGAAAGUGAUACUUGCGUAGCCUUUGUAGUAGCAAGAGGGAGGCCGCUGCAGGAUGUGGAGUUGUGAUGAUCUGCUGGAUGAGUUGGCUCAGAAAGGCAGAGACAAGGAGACAUUUUGGCAGGUUUGUAUUGCAAAAGUGUGCCAAAGUAAAACCACCGAGUCAAAGCCCAUAGUUAUCAAGAAAAUAUUUGUGCUGUCGUAGUUUCUAAGUAAUUCUUAAGCCAGUUGUACUCUUCUAAGAGACAAUUUUUCUAAGAUCCCCAUGUUGUACAAGCCCAUUCUUACAAGCCCAAGUUGAAUUUUUCUAUUAGCCCAAGUUACAUUCUUCAAAAAGCCCUCUGUUGCAUUCCAGUGACUUUCCUCCUUAUAGAAAGUUUUGCUCAUAAGGAAUCUCCAGACUUGCUCUUGCAUCGCUGCUAGAGACAAAGAGUUUGAUACUUCUUCACUGGCUGGUGAAGGAUAGAAAACAAUACAUGUGCUAUGGUUUCCAUUCUGACAGGUGGGAGGUUCAUGUGUCAUGUUACAUAAAGUGACGAGUGGCAAUGUGACCAUUUAUCUAUCAGAAUAAAUGUCAGUUUAAAUAACAUGUUGAAACCAUCUAUGGAGAACCCUGUGGUAUGUAGACACUCAUGGUCAUUAUAAAAUGACCAUGAGUCUGCAUUAUUAAAAGCUACAGCUCAGUUUUUCCAGCAGUUAUUCCUGUUUUAUAGGAAAUCGAGACACUGACAGCAGAUUUAGACCCUUUGUAUCCCUGAGUUUUGUUGCAAUCAUCAGCACAACUGCUUUCAUCAACAUGUUUGUUGGAAUGGUCAUAGCUAAGAAGACGAUUCUCAAAGUAUGGAACAAGGAGAUGCCUCCUAGUUUUGAGGCUUGGCUCAGAGUUUUCG